GCAGCCAUAUUGAAAUUCCCGUUAUUGUCGCUUGCUACACUCUGCUUUCGACAUCUAUCGGUUGACAGUUCUACUUCACUGUGCAGCGGUACCUCAAACACAAGCAUGGCACUUCGUCGGCUAUCCCUGCUGUCCUCUCUCUUCCGCUCCGCUGUGGCGGUGACCCUGCGUAGAAACCUUGGUAUCUCCGCGGUGGCUUUCAACCGGGCCAAGGACAUGGACCCUGUCCAGAAGCUGUUCCUUGACAAAAUUCGUGACUACACCGUCAAGAGCAAGGCUGCAGGUGGAGUGGUAGAUGGAGGCCCAGGCUUCCAGAAGAAUGUGUCUGAGGAGAUCUCCAAAUUACAGAGGCUGUACGGGACUGGAGACCUCACCAAAUUCCCAGAAUUCAAAUUCCCUGAACCCGCACUUGAAGAGGUGGCCAAGUAAAGCCUGCCCACUAUGCACUACUUUUCCUGUUUCUGUUCCAUAUUAAUCCAUUGAAUAUUUAAUAAAUGAUCUUGGAGGACAA
This is a messenger RNA of Clupea harengus (Atlantic herring), 511 nucleotides long. It is a transcript of the gene atp5pf, whose product is annotated as ATP synthase peripheral stalk subunit F6. The record is from RefSeq and is a predicted model, not a curated record. Gene Ontology annotation, biological process: proton motive force-driven ATP synthesis. Gene Ontology annotation, molecular function: proton transmembrane transporter activity. NCBI's taxonomy places the organism in Eukaryota, Metazoa, Chordata, Actinopteri, Clupeiformes, Clupeidae. Gene Ontology annotation, cellular component: proton-transporting ATP synthase complex.